This is a messenger RNA of Saccostrea echinata, 2850 nucleotides long. Its product is annotated as hybrid signal transduction histidine kinase A-like. Gene Ontology annotation, cellular component: membrane. The record is from RefSeq and is a predicted model, not a curated record. Lineage: Eukaryota; Metazoa; Mollusca; Bivalvia; Ostreida; Ostreidae. Gene Ontology annotation, molecular function: protein binding. The transcript has 4 exons. The coding region runs from base 98 to 2515 and encodes 805 amino acids.
UUAUUUGGUCAGCCAUUGCAGUAAAAAUUGUUUUUUAGACGAGGAUGAAAAUCGUGUAUUUUGUUCAUGUUUCUUCGUUUUCGUUGGAAAAUCAGACAUGCUUGCCAUCUUAAUUUUCGUCUUUACAACAGGGAUAGAUUCAGCCAUAUCUGAACUAAAAUGCACAGACUAUGCUGGAAAAGAAAUUCCAAAUGGUCAAGUUUAUCAACCCAAAAAUGAUCCCUGUUACCAGUGUACAUGUAGUAAUGGGUUCCCCACCAUGUGCAAGUCAGUGUCUUGCAUUCCUCCCACUGGCUGCCAUAACCCUGUCAUGAUAGAGGGAAAAUGCUGCGCAUUCCGUUGUGAUGAGGAUAACAGUGGGGGACAAGGAAACUUCCCUACUGUCAACUCCACUGACCCUACCAGAAAAAAUAAUGACAAUGGGAGCAGUGAUAAUAUGACCACCCUGGGUCUGAGACUGGUGGCAAGUACUAUCACCUCAUUUCUGGUACUUGCUCUUCUUCUCUUCAUGGGUCAUCGCCUCCGACAACGAAGACUUCUUCAAGCCAUGCGUCGAUACAGAGACAGUCGACGGCGUGAGAGGCUUGAUGAAGGAGAUGUUGACAGCUUUUCACCAGAAUUCUUUGGUUUUGAAUGCCCCUCUUAUGAUGACCCACCCCCUCCUUACACCCCUCCAAAACCCCCUGAUCAAGAGUUCCCAAGGGAAGCUCCCCCUCCUUAUGAAGCAAUAGAAAGUUCAAACAAUAAUAACAAUGCAUCAUCACCAUGCCCUAAUAACAACAACAACAUAGGGUGUCAGACUUCACCACAUACAGUGCAAGGUACUGAUACUUCACUAAGUGGCAGAGGAGCAGAACACAUAUCCACUCUUUCACAUUCUUGCAAUCAAAUUGUGCAAAGACAUCAUUCUCUACCAGGGUAUUCAGAGCAUGACCCAGAGUCUUCCCAUUCUAGGGGUUGUGAAAAUCAAAGUGACAGGCAUGGGAAUUUUAGAUUCUCUCUUCCUUGGCUACGACAGAACAGACAAACACAAAGGGGUACUCAGACACUUCCAACAUACAACAGACACACAGACCAAGUGAACUUUUCUCCUGAUUUGUUAGAACUGUGGGAGGAUACUUCCACUGCAACCACCACUUCAGAGAUCCAAGACCGGUCUAGAUUUCCAUCAUCUGGUGGCAGAUGCAUGCAACCAGCUCAUAUUUCAGAAUUAAGUGACACUGAUGAUCUGUCAACAGAGAGUGGUACUCAAACUGAUCAGUAUGUCCAAACUAGCCGCCACAGCUAUGGUUGUUUGCCAGCAGUUUCUACUUUCAAUUCUAACAGACCUCACCCACCUCCAAGGAGGGAAAGCAAUGCAGGUCAUGAUGUUUCCUCUUUGGAUGAAGUGAGCUUCCAUGGGAGUGAGACAAGGAGUGUUGGUGUCUCCCAUUCCUCUUACAAUAACUCAGCUGAAGCCAGCAAUGACCAGUGUGUUGGAGCUACUAACAUCUUAGAAAAUGAUUCUGUUUUGGAAGCAGAAGACAAUAGAAGGAAAUUAGAACAAAUUCAUGACUCUCAAAAUCUUAGAAUUUUGAGGUUGUCUAAACUUCUACAGCAGUCAUCAGAUUCUUCUGAAUCUGCUUGUGGCCAUUCAUGCUUGAAUAGUUAUCCAAAUAUUCAAAAAUCACAGUCUACCCAUUCUGGUUUGUCCAUCUGCUCAGAGACUGGUGAAAAGAAACUGUCUGUUGUAGAAGAGAGUGCCCUCAGUAAUGAUGUUCAGUAUCCAUGUUCUGGAAGAAUGCCAUCAACAUUGACCAAUGCAGACACUCCAUCAUGUUGUGGAAUCUCGGAUAACUGUGGCUCAAGUGAUUGUUCAUCCAUUAUGAUGCCCUGUGCUCACGGCAGAUGUUCAUGUGAAAGUAGUGCAAGGUUCACUCCUAUAUCUCAACCAAAUCGUUCAUUUUCACCACAAAGUGUAUCAUCGUUUGAAAGAAACAAUAAUUCCAUAUUAAAUUCUUCCACAUAUUCUAGUAACAAAGCCAGCAGAAGAGCAGAAACAGUGUCAAAGAAACAGAAAAGACAGUCAACGCAGUCCAAGUUUUACAAUGAUCAAAGCAAUGGAAAUUACAACAGAAACGGAAGAUCGUCUUCUGCUCCUCCUAGACAGUUAUCUUUCAUUGAUGAGCUAAAAUGUAGGAAUAAAAACAUUUCUGAUAGGUCUCUUGGGCCUUCAUCUACUGACUCUAAUGGUUGUUCCACAAGUGCUCCCACAUGCAAUGAUAGUUCUGAAAUCUGUGAUAGUCACUGGCAUUCAGCUUCCGUGAAGAGAAACAACAGCUCUGUCUCCCAUAAGUCAUCUUCCCAAAGUAGUAGCCAUAGCAGCCACUCGGGAGAUGGCCUCCUCAUCUGUCCACGCAAGAAAAAAUCUCGCUCAGCCAAACGAUGUCGAAGUAAAAAGACUUCUGAUAAGAGAAAACCCGUGCAGAACACUGAAACUGAAAACUCAGAAAACAAACAAUGUAGUUUGGUCUAAGGUCUGGCCAUUUUUAUGGACCAGUCAUAAUUUGUUGUGUGGUUGUUACUGUUAAAUAGUUGUAAAAGAUAAGUUUCUUGAACCAUGAAAACAAAAGUGCUGUGUUACAGUUUACCAAAGUAACCAUUUUGUUUGCAUUUUAUUUUAUCAUGUAUGUUUAACAUAGAUUAUAAAUUUUAUUCUUUUAUUAUUCUUCUUUUAUUAUUAUCAUUAUUUCUUUUUUGCAUAUGUUUGUAGACCUUUUUAUUUACAGUAAUCUAGAUGGAAUUUAUUCCCUUUUCAUGUUUCACAAAAUACAAAUCGUUAAAGACUUUCUGCACUGAAACCAAGUUUAU